ACGUCACAGCCUCUCAGCUCGGGCCGUUAGUUUUUUGAAGCAUUUGAACGCUUUGGGCGGGAGAGGAAAGGCAGCGCUUGCUUUGACGGGGUGGGGAGAAAACGCGCAGGGAAGCCAAAUAACAGCGGGUUACAAAACAGCGCACGGUACGGGACCCGGAAUCGGUAAGUGUCGGGUUCCACCAUGAACGAUGCAGAGUGCCUGUCCCACCUCUUGCAGGUGUGCGCCCGCAAGACGGAGGAGUUUGUUAGAACUCUGGACAGCAAGCACAUGGUUUGGCUUCUGGAGAUUGAAGAGGAGGCAAGAAAGAUGUUCAGCAGUGAUUUUAAUGCUGAACCUGAGCUGAUGCCAAAGACUCCAUCUCAAAAGAGGCGCCGGAAGAAAAGAACCUCCAUUCUUCCAGAUGAGAAUCGUGAUCCCAGUGGGCGCAGGAUAUCCCGUAGACAAAGCAAUGCUAGUUGGAGCAGUUCUGUACGCAGGCUUUCGGUCAGAAAUCAGAACAAAGCAAAUGAUGAUUCUAUCCAGGAAGAACCGGCACAGCUGAAAAGGAUGACCAGGGCAAGGGCCCAAGCUAGUAUUAAAAGUACGCCUGUAUUAGAAAAGGCUUUGCCUGAGUCACCCUCACAGAUCUGUCAAAAAAAUGCCCAGGUUAAGAUCAGUGAGCAAGAACGCAGAAGUGCAGAGCAGAAGCUCAUAGAGUCAGACUUUGAGCUGAAGACUGUCCCAGAAAUUACAAAGGACAAUGUCUCUGAAACAGUAAAUUCUGCAGUACCAGCAGUCCCAGUUACUCCUGAGAACAAAAGCCGAGCUGCCGGUAAACUUAAGAUUGCUGCAAGCUCCACUCCAGAGCAGAAAGCGGAAAUGGUGGACCUGACCUGUGAGUCCCCACGUCCUGCUAAUGAGCAACAGCUGAAUCUCUCCAAUCAAAGUGCAACACCCACAGGAUCAAAAUCCGACCGCCGUUCAGUGCGUCGUAGCCUGGUGGUCAGAAAGUCAAGCAGCCGCCGGGCCUCACUAGCCAGUCAGUUCUCUUUAGCCAGCAAGAGGGAAAGCAUGACUCGUGAAGCUGUGCGGAAGUCCAUUCGGCAGUCCAUUUCACAGAAAAAAGCAGCGAUGGAGAUCUCCUCUACAUCAAGCCAGAGGAGCUAUCAGAGCUCUAUUGAAAUGGUUGAUGAUGAGAUCACUAUCAAAAUCCGACCUGAAACUGUCCCAAGUGAAACUGUAUCAGAAGAGGCUCCAGCAGCAGAGAGCCCUAGGCGCUCCCUUCGAUCACGUGCCUUUAAAAAGAUUGCUAUAAGUAACUUGCCUGACUCGGAGGAGCCUCCAAGAAAAGUGACAAGGCAGAUGGUGGCAGGGAAUGCAGAACCCACACCAGAGACCACUGAAGAUGCUCAGAAUAUUAGAAGAAAGAGUUACAAGCGAGCAGUGGAUGAACUGUCAGAUGAUGAGAGGCCAUCUGAAGAGGAGCGUUCACCUCCCAGAAAAAAGACUCCAUCGCCUCCUUGCCCCCCAAGCAAGAUUGUAAGGCCUCCUCCACACAUGAAAUCAUUUCUGCAUACAGUACAAAAGAACCAGUUGCUCAUGAUGACACCGGGAUCUAUUGGAAAGAACAUAAUAAUGAAAUCCUUUAUCAAACGCAAUACACCCCUUAAAACUGACCCCAAGACUGAAGAAAAGGAACGGCAGCGCCUUGAUGCUUUGCGCAAAAAGGAAGAGGCAGAGCUUCAGCGCAAGCAGAAAAUUGAGGAGGGCAAGAAGCGCAAACAGGAGGAGCUGAAAGUGCGCAGAGAGGAGCGGUUACGCAAAGUGCUGCAAGCACGAGAGAGAGUGGAGCAACUAGAGGAAGAAAAGAAGAAGAAAAUUGAGCAGAAGUUUGCACAGAUUGAUGAGAAGAGCGAGAAGGUGCGAGAGGACCGCAUGGCAGAGGAGAAGGCAAAGAAAAAAAUGACGGCUAAAAAACAAGAGGAAGUUGAGUGCAGGAGGAAACAGGAGGAAGAAGCCCGGAGACUAAAAGUCAAACAAAUGGAGGAAGAGGAGCGUAGGCAUCAAGAACUUCUGCAAAAGAAACGAGAAGAGGAAGAGCUGGAAAGGCAAAAGAAAAUUGCAGAGGCAAAGAGGCUAGCUGAGCAAGAGCGAGAAAGGCAGCUGUUGGCUGAAAAGGAGCGGCUCAGAGCAGAAAGAGAAAAGGAACGAAUAGAAAAAGAAAAGGCCCUGCAGCUACAGAGAGAGCUGGAACGAGCAGCACAGGAGAAAGAACAGCAGCGACGAGAGGCAGAAGAGCGCAAGAAAAGGGAGCAGCAGGAACGCCUAGAACAAGAGAGGCUGCGUAAGGAGCAGGAAACAAAGAGACUCCAGGAGGAGGAGCAGAGAAAAGCCAAGGAACAAGCAGCAGUAGCAGCAAGCGCUCCAGUGAUGAAUGUUACUGUAGACAUGCAGAACUCGCCUGCAUGUGAAUCUUAUGAGAUGACUCCCAAGAGCUGCAAAGUUCCGUCGGUUAAAGUGAACGAAGACAACUAUGGAAUGGAUUUAAACAGCGACGACUCCACUGAUGACGAGAGUCAGCCGAGAAAACCCAUUCCAGCCUGGGCUUCCGGUAACCUACUUACUCAGGCUAUUCGUCAGCAGUACUACAAACCCAUAGAUGUGGACCGUAUGUAUGGCACCAUUGACAGCCCCAAAUUGGAGGAACUGUUUAAUAAGAGCAAACCUCGCUACUUUAAGCGCACCAGCUCUGCUGUAUGGCACUCCCCUCCACUCAGCAGCAACAGACACCAUCUUGCUGUGGGUUAUGGCCUCAAAUACUGAGGAAAGGGCAGACUUUACUCUCACUAUCAGGACUACUCCACACUGAUGCUUCCCCCAUCUGUCUGAAUGUCUGUCCCAUGUAAAUUUUUCUAUGUUGUUGUUGUUUUAACUGGCUCUUUAUUUGUAUUGUAGAGACUUGUCAUUUUAAAAAUAAAGGUUAUAUAAGGGAGAGCACCUUUUACCAUAA
Molecule: messenger RNA, 2992 nt
Organism: Xenopus laevis (African clawed frog)
Lineage: Eukaryota; Metazoa; Chordata; Amphibia; Anura; Pipidae
Gene: incenp.L
Product: inner centromere protein L homeolog
Exons: 19
Coding region: 184-2805 (873 amino acids)
Biological process (GO): meiotic spindle midzone assembly; metaphase chromosome alignment; mitotic cytokinesis
Cellular component (GO): spindle; chromosome passenger complex; chromosome
Source: RefSeq, a predicted model, not a curated record